Bursaphelenchus xylophilus (pine wood nematode) is the source of this 561-nucleotide messenger RNA. The record is from the annotation of a GenBank genome assembly. NCBI's taxonomy places the organism in Eukaryota, Metazoa, Nematoda, Chromadorea, Rhabditida, Aphelenchoididae.
AUGAUUGGCCGUCAAAGCACUGUUUCUUAUGUCAGUGCCAAGACCAUCAACUUGGAGUCUUUUCCCAGUCUCCGAGCCCAACUAAAGGGAGAAAAGAAGUCCAAGAUGGAAUUCAUUCCCAGGAAGCCCUCCCAGGCCAUCAGCAAGCCCGUCAAGCCAUCCUCCAGCUCUACACUCCUCAAGGAGCCCAAGAACACCUCCAAAACUGGCAAUGAGGAGAAGAAAUCGUUGAAGAGAAAGAUGAGCGAAGACAAAUUGGCCAAGAAGAAGAUGAGAAUGGAAAUUGAAGAGGGAGAGUUGAUCAGCUCUGAUGAGGAAGAUAAGGAAAACCUGCCUGCCGAUCACCGUGGGCUGAUCAAGAACAUGUUGGGGACCAAUGGAAAGACGUAUCUGGAGAUUCAACUGCCCGAAAAAGUCAAACUAGCCGAUCCAGCCGACCCAAACGAGAUGUGGAAGAAGAUGCGAGCACUAUAUGGAGGCCAGCGUUCGAUCAAGAAGUCCAAAGCCAGAGAAUUUUUCAAGGUGUCACCCUCAGGACCUCUCCUCCGUAAACGAAAAUAA